AUGAGAUCUGCAGCAACUGCUGACUUUGAAGAGAGCUCUGCACGGUGUGGUUGUGAGACAACACCUUUCUCAAAGCAAAGAACUGCCCCUGUGAACUGCCCGAGGACCUGUGUGCUGUGUAAAAGCAUCAUAAACUGCCUAUGACCAAGUUCGGCCUUAGUGAUGACGUCGAGCUGCUUUUCCUUACCUGUUUCUCAGAUCAGAAGUGGAUGUCAUCUGUGGUGCCAGGAGCCUGUCUGAUGGGGACUUCAUUGGCAGUAAGCCUCCUCUCCUUGCAAUGGGCUGACAGGUUACUGCUUGCAUAUGUGGAUGUCCAGAGCUCCAGCACACACGGAUACUCAAAGGCAGAAAAUUGGCAGCUGACAAAUGAAUCCGUCAGAAUUCUGCGGAAAGAACACACAAUUUCUGGAUGUUUACAACUUCCAAGAGCAUCACUGCAAGCAUUUUAUCACUUCAAGAUUUCUCGGCUUGUGUAGUUAGCAGAUCUUCAUAAGGCUUGUCUGGAAUUCUAUUUCUUAAUAACUCUAAAUAAUGUUACUCUUUGAAAUCAUGUUAUCCAUGUACCAUGAGAUCCAAAUUUCUUCUAUGCAUAUGGAAGGUAAAAUGCCAGGCAUAUAUGCAGUCUAGAAAACUGUUUUUUACCUCUAACUUUGAACAUUACUAUUGUUCUUAGAAUCUGGAAAAGCAGGACAAAUAAUUUUGCAUUCUGCUUUUUGGUGGGUUGAUGUGUUCCUCUUUAUUCAAAAUUAGUUUAUUUUCACAAGUUUUGGCUCCGUUGCAUUGGUUAUGCUUAAGUAUGGUGUGAGACCCUUGGAGGUAGUCACUAACCUCCAGGCAUUCGUGUAACAGAGUUGUUAUAACACAGUGCACAGGGUACGUGCAUAGGUACCCUCAGUCACUAAGGGGAGCUAUUUUCUAACAGAAGUGAGUUAUAAGAAGGGAAAAAUGGGGCCCCUGUUGAUGCCAAGAGAAAAACUGACUGAUGGAGCACUUUUUUUUCCUGAAAAUUUAUGUUACAUUGAGGUCCCAUUGGUAUUUAGAAGCCAGUGGUCCCUUUACCUUGGAGCAAGGCAGCAUAGCGGGCAGAGCUCACAGGGGGUGCACCUAACUUGCGGAAGGCCAGAUCCUCCACUGUUAACUUCACAUGACUUUGGAAAAGGCUUCUGACCUGCUUCCCUGAUGAACAGCAACAUAAGUUCAUGCCUGAAUUUUUUCUUUGCACCUUGUCUAGAUAUUUAUACCUGCGAACAGGGAGUGCUGAGCUGCCACCAAGAAAAAAGCAGAACUCUUAUUUGGAAGAAUUUCAUAGUCACUUUGUGCACACAGAAAUGAAGACUUAAAAGCUGUGGCAAAGGAGAGUAAGACCUGGAGACUGUCCUGAGCUCCUGUGGAGAUGAUCAGACAGAAUCCUUCCCCAUCUCAGAGCACUUCUGGCUUGUCAUUGGUUUGCUCAAUGACUUGGAAAGCAGUUCAGCAGGCAGUACCACUGAAAUGGCAGCUUCUGUUGGUGGAAGAUGACACAGGAGAUAAGGAAGAGAAGAGAAAGGAGCAGGCUGAGGAAGAGAAAUUAUUCAUGAUUGAAGAUGGGGAGAAGAAACAAACAGCACAUGCUGAAUGCUGGGGAGACAAUACUCAGACCAUGGCAUUCGCUAGCUGAUGCAAGAACAGAUCCAAAUUGAAGUGCAUGGAGAUCUACGGACAAUAACCUUUUCAUCAAACAUGAAGAGCUGCAUGUCUUUUUGCUUCAAAUAGUCUUAUCCUUAGGCAAUGGUGACGUUAAUGAGGCCUGUGGACAUGACAGGAGAGAGGACACCGCAGAUUCUUCAGGGGAAGAACAUUUGUUAGAAUACCAAAACAGAAAUGCUUCUUCAAGUGCUGGUGCCUGUGUGGAUGUGCGGGACCUCAGCGGUCAGCCAUGCACGGUCCGUGAAGAGAGGAAGAAGCCAAGCCUUUGGAGUGUCUUACGUCUGCUCAGAAGAUACUCGUGGCUUUUCCAAAGACCCUCAAGUACUGAAGAACUGCAUGGCUAAUUGGAUUCCUCCCUCAAGGAAAGCUGUGAGGACAAAUUCUAGCAAUCUGCUUAUUUGGAAAACCUAAGGAAAAUUUGACACGAGCAACAGAGUUCUAGCUACAGCUAUGGAUUGUAUCUCAAGAAUGGACCAAGACUUGGAGACUUUGUGAAAACUGUUUUUAAAGAUGCUUUGUAUGAGCCAAGCGUUCAGGUGUGGUGCUCGGUGACGGCAGUAGUUGCUGCAGAGGGAAGUUAAAGCACUGCUGUGCUGCUUCACCGUGGAGAAAGAAUGGUGUGAGGAAAUCAGGAGGAAUACCUACUAGUGUAGAGUUUCUGCUGAAAACCAAAUCUGUGAAUCCGUGACACUGCAGCAUCUUUACUGGAUUAACUAGCCCCAAAACAGCAGUGAUGGUGGGGAGACUGCCUCAUCUGCUCCAGCUCCUUGGAGUUAUCAGUGCUCCUUUUGACCUUGCUCUGUUUCCCCUGCUGAAAAGGUCAAGUACACAUUGAGCAGAGCUGUGCCUACCUAACAAGUAUCCUACCUUUUCCCGUGGUAGCAGGACCAUUUCGCAGUGAAGUGCUCCCAGCAGAGAAAUGCAGCAAGGCGGGCUACCAAUGUCAGACAUCCUGGACAGAUGGCCACUGGGCACGUCAAGCAGUUCUGCGGGUCAGAUCACUGCCACGUGGAGUUACUACGUCCCUCGUGGGAUAUUGUGAACGUCACGCUUUGGACUGCCACAGCAUGGAGAGUCCGCUCCAAAGUCCUCCUGUACCAAUAGCACAUCCUGCAAUGCAACUGAAUCUGGCCACUCCGAAAGAAUAUGUGAAUAACGAUCCAGAGACAUUGGCUGGAAGUCAGCAUCCCACGAAUACAAUGAAAUUUGAGACAAUGGUCACUGAUCAUCACAGCAUCCCAGGACCGCAUGGGCACUUGGGCUGAACUGCCAGCAGUGGGGAUGUCUCCAGAGCUGCAUCUGUCGCCAUCUCAGCUCGGGCCAGGCGGUGAGUGGAGGGCAAACAUUUCACACUGGAAGAAACUGGAGGAAUGCCCCAAGGGGCCCCUUUUUUUCACAGCAUCUGUGUAAGCCCUCAUGAUGUCCUUUGGGCUUGCUGCAGGCUGAAUGUACGGGAAGGUAAGUGCAUGUCCAUAGGACACCCCGAAGCUACGGUGUUGCCCCUGGGCAGUGUGAGAUGGUGCUCCAGGAACUUCGCCCUCUGCCCAAUGAAUGCUUUUCUGUAGGCAGCUUUAUUUUUCCCUACUUUGUUCAAUGCUGUCCCAGUGCUUGAAUCUUCACUUAUUUAUAAACAGCAAAGGUGCACCUACUAACCUGAAUAGUUGCCCUUGACCUACAGCAGCACAGCAAGGCCUAAAGGUGCUGUUACUUGCUGAGGGAUCUCUGGGCCAAGAUGAUAAUUUGCUUCUUGGCAGAUUGUUUGCCUGGGUACCAGCUCUGAGUGUUGUUGGUGGUUCUCAUUUGAGGCUGGUGCUGCCUGCCUGGCUGGGAGCUCAGGGAGGGUGGGGAGUCACACAACUUAAUCCACAGCAGUGGCUGCUGCUCCCGAUUAUAACACGUUCUCAUUCAAAUCACUGAGCAGGGGCACAUUGAAGCCCUGGCACGUGGCAAGUUACAGCAGCAGCACACCGUGGGCACAGACUUGGGGACAUGGCUUGGCCAUGGCUGGGCCAGGGGGCAUGCAGGCGUGCUGUGCUCAGCAAGCAGGUAACUCUGCCCAGCUGCCUCAGACCCAGCUUACUUGAAAGGAAGUUAUAUUUUUUAUUUGUUUGUUUGUUUAUUUGUUUUAACCUCUUUUUAUAAGGAAACACAUCUUAUUUGGGGCUCAGCAGAAAAUGGCUUUUCUGGCUCUGCUGUCCUUAGAAGAGACAGGACUUACUCGGCCUCUCCUUUGCAGAGGAGGAGCAGCUCCUUUGCUUAGUUUGAAGCAGAAUAAAAGACCUAUAAAUGGGGAGAAUCCUGAAGACGUCCUGGGAGACCGGAAUUUGGUGCCUUAAAAUAGUUGCAUGGACAACAGAGAAUGAAAAAGCCUGAGAACAGAUGUCCUGAAAUGUGUUUAUUACCAUGCAUUAAAGCAGGAUAUGGUCACUGGCUUAAAAAGACCUUGAAACAUUAACACCAGAACUGAAUUACGGAUGUGAUGAAUUAAGGGAGCUACUUGAGCGGGUCGCGCUGGAGCAGCCUGCUCGGAUGAACGGUGGCUGUGCAGCUCUUCUGCAGUAGAUGAAGCAUGACUGAAAAGGGACAAACAAGGAAGAAAUGAGGGGCUGAUGGAGGGCUUUUCUAUUAUAAGGGGCUGAACUGCUUUAGGAUGUUCUUGCUGCUCACCAGAGGUCUCUGCUGGAUUGAUUGAUCGUGUGGCCGUGUCCCAUCCAGAGGACAGAAAUUGCUAGACACUGAAGCAAGGCGUUCAGCUGGCAGAUCCAUCAGUCCUUGGCAGGCGAGAAAAGAGCAGCUGGGAGAGACAACCUCUGCUGGUGGCAGUCAGAAGAGGAUGUUUAGCCACAACCUAAUUCUGCCAAAGAAAGUGAAAGAUGAAGCCUCUUGUUCUCUUGGUUCUUGUGAUCUGUACUGUAGUCAGCAUGAAUUUGAAGCUCGUGUCAAAGAGAAAUUCUGGUCCCCAAGACUACACCGAGACACUUUUCCCUGCUAGAGACAACUGGAGACUUUCCUGGGAUGCUGGAGAGCAGCUGGGCGGUGUUGAUGGUUGCAUUGACUGGUCAGUGGAUCUCAAGACAUACAUGGCUUUGGCAGGUGAACCAGUCCGAGUGAAAUGUGCCCUUUUCUACAGCUAUAUCAGAACUAAUUAUAGCAUGGCCCAAAGCACAGGUCUUAGGCUUAUGUGGUACAAAAACAAAGGAGACUUAGAAGAACCCAUUAUAUUUUCUGAAGUUAGGAUGAGCAAGGAUGAAGAUUCAAUAUGGUUUCACUCGGUUGAGUUGCAAGACAGUGGUUUCUACACGUGUGUUCUAAGAAACUCAACAUAUUGCAUGAAGGUGUCCAUGUCCUUGACGGUAGCUGAGAAUGAAUCUGGGCUUUGCUACAACAGCAAGAUCAGAUAUCUGGAAAAAUCAGAAGUCACUAAGAGAAAGACAAUCUCCUGUCCUGAUAUUGAGGAUUACAAAAUAGCCAGUCAAGAGCCAGAUGUUGUAUGGUACAAGGAAUGUAAGCCAAAAAUGUGGAGAAGUAUUGUAAUUCAGAAGGGAAACACUCUUUUAAUACAAGAAGUCCAGGAGGAAGAUGGAGGAAACUAUACCUGUGAACUGAAGUUUGAAGGCAAGCUUAUACGAAGAACAGUUGAAUUGAAGGUUACUGCUUUGCUCACAGACAAGCCUCCAAAGCCAUUGUUCCCCAUGGAGAACCAGCCAACUGUUAUAGAUGUCCAGCUGGGCAACCCGCUGACUGUGGCCUGCAAAGCUUUCUUUGGAUUCAGCGGAGAGUCAGGCCCCAUGAUCUACUGGAUGAAAGGGGAAAAAUUCAUAGAAGAAUUAGAAGGUCACAUCAGAGAAGGCGAAAUCAGACUCCUCAGAGAACAUCUUGGAGAAAAAGAAGUUGAAUUGACAUUGAUCUUUGACGCCGUGGAGGAGGCAGAUCUGGCCAACUAUACAUGUCAUGUGGAAAACAGGAAUGGGCGGAAACAUGCCAGUGUUCUUCUGCGCAAGAAAGAUUUGAUCUACAAAAUAGAGCUUGCUGGAGGUUUGGGAGCCAUCCUUCUUCUGCUUAUUUUGCUGGUGACCAUCUAUAAGUGCUACAACAUAGAGUUAAUGCUCUUCUACAGACAGAACUUUGGAGGAGAUGAAGCAGCAGAUGACAACAAGGAAUAUGACGCGUAUCUCUCAUACACCAAAGUGGAUCCCGAUGCAUUAGAUUGUGAUAAUAACGAAGAGGAGCACUUUGCACUGGAAAUCCUGCCAGACGUUCUCGAAAAGCACUAUGGAUAUAAACUCUUCAUUCCAGAUAGGGACCUGAUUCCUAGCGGAACCUACAUUGAAGAUCUCACAAGAUGUGUUGAGCAAAGCAGAAGACUCAUUAUCGUGUUAACUCCAGACUAUGUUCUCAGGAGAGGAUGGAGUAUUUUUGAGAUGGAAAACAGACUCCAUAACAUGCUAGUCAGUGGAGAAAUCAAAGUUAUUUUGAUUGAGUGUACUGAAUUAAAAGGGAAAGUGAAUUAUCACGAAGUGGAAUCUUUAAAGCACACCAUCAAACUUCUCUCAGUGGUGAAGUGGAAAGGACCAAGAAGCAGCAAACUGAAUUCUAAGUUUUGGAAGCGCCUUGUCUUUGAAAUGCCAGGGAAGAAAAAGGAGGUGGUGUCUCGGCGUCAGGUCCUGGAUUCUGCGGAGCAGGGCCUUUUUGGAGACCUCCAGACUGUACCCUCCCUUGCUGUCACAGGCACUUCUGCCACGCUGGUAGAAUCGCGGGCUGAUUUAACUGAUUACCAUCAAGCAGAUUCUGUGCAAAUGAGACAUUAUUGCAGAGGAUACGAAUAUGACGUGGCGGCAGCAACGUUGCCGAUAGCUUCCAUAAGCAACCACCACACAUACUGUAACAUACCUUUGACACUACUAAACGGACAGCUACCUCUUAACAAUACCAUGAAGGAUCCCCAGGAGUUUCACAGGAACAACCCCUUGCUACCUUUAUCAGCAAGGGAGCUUAGCUUCACCAGUGAUAUCUGGUAGCGAAGAUCAGGACACUUCUGAGAUGCUUCAUGACUGCCAUGAAGACGUGUUUUUAAAGAACUUUGCCCAAACCCCAUGGGACAACAAAUCAUAUUUGAAGCAGCGGCACACUUAUUUGCUUUUCUACUUGAACUUUUUUGUUUACAUUUACAAAUUAUUGACAAAGGGGGCAUUCUUUUGUAAGUCAGUAAUGUCCUUCCUGUCUUUUAAUGUACAGCUUGAUUGCUUCUAUAAAAAAAAGGGGGGGGGGGGGAGGGGGGAGAGAAAAAACACAUCAAAUUCUACAGUAGGUUUACAAUCUGGGAUGGAUAAAAGUUCACUGUAUAUGAUCUCCAGCAUCCAUACUUAUGUAAUAGUAUUUGAAAUACACAGAAGUUGUUGGUUUUCUCAUAUAACCUUCAGUACGGUUUGAAAUUCUAAUAUCAUAUCAUGCUACAAAAAUGAUUAUCUCCUGCACAGACCACAAGGGGUGAAUCAUUCUCAAAAGGAAGGAGGAGGAGAUCUUCCCAGUAACAUUCUCUUUCAAAUGCAUUUUAGAAGAUGACCAGCUGAAACAAGGCAGAUGAAGCUUUAUCGAUAAAGUGCAUAGUAACAGCUACUGCAGAAUAAAUCACCUGCUUGCAUCAGCAUCCCUUCAUUUUAUUAUUGAGGCAUGUUGUACUCCUAGUGAAUGAUUAGCAAUGUGUUUUUAUUAAACAACCUACUAGAAUAUUGAAAGAUGUUUAGGAGGAUUUAAAACAAUUUUUCUGUGGAUUAUAGAUUGUUUCAUAAUUUUUCCAGGUUUUUAAUGGCGUUUUUUAAAAUUAGGUAUAAAUUUGUCUGUUGGUGAAUUCAUUGAUUUGAAAUUUCUUAAGAUCUCGAGCUGUUUUAAGAUUUGUAGUAAAGGCAAUGUAAUUUCACAUAGCUUUUUUCCCCAAAUCAAUAGUUACAAUUUCAAAUUAAUCUUUUUCUGAGAACGUCAGCAAUAGAAAAUAAUUACUACAGCAAUAUUCAGAGAUGAAGUGCUAAAUUAUUCACGUUUACUAGUAGUCUGACUUCAAUUGCAGUGAUAAUCACCUGAGACAAGUUCUUUCCCAAUCUACCUGUCACUUUAUACCUUUAAAAUCUAGUUGAAGCAGGAAUAUUUCCGCUCUCUGCGCAAGUAGUGAAAAGCGAUAUUUUUAAAAAGAUGGCCAGGUCUUGCAUUCUCACUUCUGUGCAUGGUCCCAUCAGUCGCAUGAGGAUAAUGUCAUUUACCUUCCGUGGAAAGCAUUCUUGCUGCUUGUGGAUGAGAGGGGCUGCCCAGACACUCGGCAUCACACAUUGCUAUGCGGUGAUUUUUCUUCAGAGCAGUGUGUUUCUUGAAGAUUCCCAGCCUAGUUGAUUACGAGUUCAGUAGACAACAGUAUUCAAGGAAAAGGCUCUAAAUAACGAAGGCAGAAGCCAGUUUUGCUUUUUUUUUUUUGGCACAGCGUUAAUGAAAACACAAUAGACACAAGAGUUUUGUCUCAGUCAGAUCUGCUGAAGCAAGUCCCCAGAAAUACUUGUAUGGCAGGCGAUCUUGCCUGCAUUUCAGUAUGUUUUUCUCAUUGUUCUCUCUGAUUGCAUGGAUAAAAGUUAGCACUCUGCACUCAGCUGCCUGUGGUUUCAUCAGCAAACAAGCUCAGUAAAUCCUUAACAUUUUGCAGUGGUUCCUAAAUUGUACCCUACAGUCAAAGUGGAAACAAACGCUGACCUAAGACUUAGAAGUAUCCAGAAUUGGCCCAAAGGCCAUGAGAAUGAUCUCAAACGUGCAAUAAUUCAGAGAGGUCAGUAUUUUUCCAUUGCUUCUUUCCCCAGUUCUUUAUUCGUUGUCCUCUUACAUCAGUUUUUAUCUAUAACUUUUUUCUUAGGUUCUACAUAAUACAUUUCUCUUGUUGCUUUUACUAGCAUUAUUAUGCAUUUGACACUAACACCAAAAUAGAGAUCUAGGAGAGAUGCUAAUUUCUUACACACUAUAGAACUAUAACUUGCUCUUUUGUGAAGUUAAGUUCCGAACAUAGAGAUAGGUGUUUAAUAUGCGUAUUUUUCUACUGAGAAAGUGAUUUUACCUCCAUUAUAAAUAUCUGUAUUUCAACCUCCUCCCAGAAAUCUACAAAAUUUGCACUGUUUUAUAAGUGUUACAGACUGUGUUUACACUGGCUAUGUUCUUUAAUGCAAAGUGUAAUUUUAAAGAAGAAAAACUAAAGAAAUCCCUGCAUGAAGACAGCUGCCUAUGUUUAAAUGAAAAGCUGUACUUUUCAUUCUCUUCCUUUUCACAUUACUUUAGAAUCCGGUUAAUUCACAUAGAAUGCUCAGUGAGAUUUUAAACCUACUAGUUCUGUAUUAAGCAUGCAAAUUCAAAAAAAAAAAGAAAAAAU
Messenger RNA from Anas platyrhynchos (mallard), 9082 nucleotides. The record is from RefSeq and is a predicted model, not a curated record. Lineage: Eukaryota; Metazoa; Chordata; Aves; Anseriformes; Anatidae.